AGCUCGGCACGUGUGUCUCCAGUAAGUGUGGCUCUCAGCUGCCGAGGCGGAUGAUGAUGAUGGCGGAGCUGGUUCAGGGACAGGCCUCGGCGGCUCAGUCCGGAGUGACAGACGACUUCGCAGAGACGUUGCGCCGGGUCCGACAGAUGGCAGCCAAAAUGGGAGGAGACCAGGUGCCCGACAUGAGCAGUUCGUCUCCAGUCUUAGAUCCCUCCCUCUAUGGCUUUGGAACCCCAACACGCUCUCUAGACGAUGGAGUAGGGAAUCAUCACGGUACUAUGGUUCACCAAAGGGCUUUUUCAACAGAAGAAUUCCAAGUGCCUGAUAAAAUGGUGGGAUUCAUCAUUGGAAAGGGAGGAGAGCAAAUUUCAAGAAUCCAACUAGAAUCAGGUUGUAAGAUCCAGAUUGCUUCAGACAGUGGAGGCAUGUUGGACAGACCCUGCAGGCUGACCGGGAGCCCAGAAAGCAUUGAGCUGGCAAAGGCGCUCCUUAAUGAGAUCGUGGAGCAGUGUCGUUAUUGUCCAGGUUUCCACCGUGACAUGGACGGGAAUAGCUACAUCCAGCAGAUCCUGAUCCCAGCCAACAAAGUCGGCCUCGUCAUUGGCAAGGGAGGAGAGACCAUUAAACUACUGCAGGAAAGAACAGGAGUGCAAAUGAUGAUGAUUCAGGAUGACCCCAUGCCAACUGGAACAGAAAAGGCCCUGAGAAUCACUGGGGAUCCCCACAAAGUGCAGCAAGCUCGUGAACUUGUGGUGAAGUUUAUUCGGGACAAAGACCAGGUAGACUUCAGAACCGGCAGGGCUGACUUUGAAUCCAAAAUGGGUGGAAGCAGUUUGGAUGUGGCAGUGCCCAGAUUUGCAGUCGGCAUUAUCAUUGGCAGGAAUGGAGAGAUGAUCAAGAAGAUACAAAGUGAUGCUGGUGUCAGAAUCCAGUUCAAACAAGAUGAUGGGGUCAGCACAGAACGUGUUGCUCAGGUGAUGGGCCAGACUGAACACUGCCACCAUGCAGUUCACAUCAUCAACGAACUGGUUCAGACAGCUCAAGAGAGAGAUGGAUUUGGUGGCAUAACGGGACGUCGAGGACGAUUUGACUGUACCCUAGGAGCGCAAGCAGGUCUGCGGGAAGUGACGUAUGCAGUACCUGCUGAUAAGUGUGGCCUUGUGAUCGGCAAAGGUGGAGAUACCAUAAAGAACAUCAAACAGCAGUCUCAUGCCCACGUGGAGCUGAAGAGAAACCUGCCGCCCAACACUGACCCCAACUUGCGCAUCUUUUCCAUCCGAGGAACCUCUCAGGAGUUGGCAAAGGCCCGUCAGCUAAUCGAUGAGAGAAUUGGGAAUACACCAAUGGGGCCUAACAGCAGCUUCAAUAUGAAUCCUUACAACCAAGGACCAACUUCUCAUGCACCUCCGGCUUUCAUGACUGGAGCAUGGGGCACAACUUUUCAGAUCUGGCAACCUCAAGGCCAACAGGACCACAGCCACAAUGGAUCCCAGACGAGCCAGAUGGAGUGGGAGCAGUAUUAUAAAAAGCUAGUACUUCAGCAAAACCAAGCCCAAAGCAAUGCUCCCGAAUGCAACAAAGUUUGGGGUCAGACAGCUGGAACUCAGCAGACCUCUAAUCCUGACUUCAGCAACUGGCUUGACGCAUACAGACAGCCAAUGCCCUUCUUCAACCAGGGCACUCAGGAGACACAAGCCCCAGGCCUUCAGGAUCACUAGAGAGGACACCCUGGUUAGACUUGAAUCACUGAGAGGCUGAAAACAUCCCUUCUUUUAACAGAGGGGCUCUAGAUUUACAACGCCUUGAAGACUUUUUCUUAGCGAGAAACACUAGCUGUAGAAUGAAUUGUAUGAUAAAGUAAUAUUUCUAAAAUCAGGAACAUGUAUUUGUUACUAAAUGCUAAUGCACACUGUUAUUUUGGAUAGACAGUAUCUGGGAUCCCUUUAUGGACUUGAGAGAACUGUUUUUGUUUUCUAUUUUCCUGUCUUGACUCGGAUUGUAACUGCCAAAAUAAACCCAAGAGUUGUAACAUUUCAAAAGGCAAUAUGAACUAAUUUUCUUUGUUAUUUGGAAAUGAAACCAUUACCUUCUUUUGUGCUUAGCAGUCUUGAAUACAGUUUUGUCAUAUGUCAAACAAUGUUUAGUGUUUUAAACUGCUUUUCCUUUGACAUGAUUCAUUGAAAUAAAACUGGUGUUUUGUUACAGGAAAUGUUUUACUCUUCUUUUUUUUGUUACAAAGUUUGAAAAAAAAGUAUCAGCCAGUGACAAAAGUCUUUAUUUAAUUCCUCUUGUGCAUUGUAUCCUGUUUUUAAUUGUCAUUUUGUUGUACUCUGUUUUAAAGAAAAGGUGCAAUAUCUUAUUUCACUUUUGAAACAAAGAUGGGUUCUCUAAUAUUUUGACAAACUUUUCACUUUUAGUUUUGAAGAUGAUUUUUAUUUCUUCCUUUUUUUCAAAUAGAAAUGUCAUGGAUAAUUUAUUACAGUGAUCUGAUAGGAUUUAGGGGGAUGUUGCAAAUAGCUUUUUGCGUUUACUACCUUGUAAAACUAUGUAUAUAUGCUCGUAUUUGACUGUUAAUUUAAGAUAUAUACGUUUCAUAUAUAUAUAUAAAUAAACUUAUAUAAAAUUAUUUUUUUUCCUGUGAUAACAGUUGCAGGAAACAUGUCCCUCAUUUUCUGUUCUGUUUUUCUUACUGAAAAUGUUCAAAGAUUGUGAAUGUGUGAUUUGAAAUUUGAUGUUGCAUCUUGUUAUGAAGAAAAACAAGAAGUGGUAGAUUUUCCUUUUUGUUUUUUCUUUUUUUGUGUAUACUUCGUACCUGAACUAUUCAAGACUGCUAAGCUUCUGCGAUUCGUACCUGUGUAAUAAUUAAUGUAGUAUUUUUGUGUUUUAAGUAUUAUGAUCAAAAAAACAGUCUUAUUUGGUACCUCCCAGUUCAGAGUCCUCGCAGUGGACUUGGUUUAAUUAUUUUUUUUUGUGUGAUCUAAUAUAAAUGAUGCAUUGUGAUGGAGAAUAAUUCUGGUAUUAAUGUCACUUCUUAAUGAAAAGGGAUAUAAUUUCAAAAUGUCUGAUUAUGGUGGGUUUUUUCUUUUUCUUUUUUCUUUGUGUGUACAGUUAACAGGUGUAUUAAAAACAUCCAGACUACC
This is a messenger RNA of Cololabis saira (Pacific saury), 3140 nucleotides long. It is a transcript of the gene fubp3, whose product is annotated as far upstream element (FUSE) binding protein 3. The record is from RefSeq and is a predicted model, not a curated record. Gene Ontology annotation, biological process: regulation of gene expression. Gene Ontology annotation, cellular component: cytoplasm; nucleus. NCBI's taxonomy places the organism in Eukaryota, Metazoa, Chordata, Actinopteri, Beloniformes, Belonidae. The coding region runs from base 51 to 1718 and encodes 555 amino acids. The transcript has 19 exons. Gene Ontology annotation, molecular function: mRNA binding.